CCUACAGCCUCGUAGUGAUCCAUCAACGAGACGCCCUACCUACCGUUGACCGACGUAGACCCAACCACAUCGGCCAACACUGCGCAGCCAUGCCUUACGCCGAGCCCACAUCCCCCGUGUCUCCCAUCAACUCGUCAGGUUUCUCGUCACUCCUGCACUCUCCCCGGUCCGAAUCGAUAAGCUUUCCGGGCGCAGCACAGCCGCAAGGUUCGAACCUGCUGAGCAAGGUCGAGGCCCAGAAAGCCUUGCAGCGCGCAUUGAUGGAGGUCGAAGGGCAGCGCGCAGAGACGCAGAACGAGGAUCAGGUGGAGAUGAUCAAGGACGAGACGCCUAGGGAGAAGGAGGACGGUCAUACAUCCCGACCAGGUUGGUCUAGGCGUCAUCACUACUCGGGGUCCAUCACACCAUCACAUUCGGGACCCUCGACGCCGACGGUCUUGCCCCGACGAAAUACUUCGAGCAGGAACGGGUCAAGGCAGACGUCCCCGUUAGCCACGCCGAUGAGCUUUGAAGUUACCAGCCCACUCGCUACGGCCUCGACGUCGACGUCCAAUUCGCUACCCAGGAGGACCAGCAACAACCAUGUCAGCCCAUCUCAUGGGCAGAUGAUGAGCGGGGUCGACCGGCGUGGGGGCAAGAAGAGCGAUACUCUCGGUCUCCGCGGGAUCUCCAGGCCCGUCAGGGAAUCACAAAGCUCUGUGUCGACGCUCGAUACGGACGGUCCCACUACCCCGAUGGACGAGAUCACCUUGAGUCUACAACGAUAUGCCGCCGAGCAGGAGGCGGCGGAGAAACGCAAACGCCAUACCAGGGGUCGGACGACGAGUCAAGACCUCGAUGUCAGCGUGGAUAUGGACGAUUCGCAUUCGACAACGAGGGUGGACGGUCUGCCCAGGCGAAGAUCGUAUGACCGUACGCCUAGUCGAGAUCGAACGCCGGAUGCGACGGGAUUGCCGCCCAAGGAGAAAGAGUCGGUCAUCCCGUUCCCCAAGUCCGGUGCUGCUGCCGAGCAAGAGCCAGCCGCGCUCGUGCCAACCCCCGCAAGUCCGUUGAAAUCGAAUGCGGCGAUUCAUCGAGUGAUCAAUCCUCGACACGCCACCCGCUCCGGACCUAGCCUUGGCCUUCGUCGACAACCGUCCUCCUCCUUGCAACUCGACAUUCCCGCCACACCACCCAUCAACUACCACGAUCUCGACUCGGGCAGUUCGACACCAUACGCAUCGACAUGGGAGGGCAACCGUCCGACCUCGUCGAUGAUCAGGAAAAAGAGUGGAGAGCUGGUCAAGCCUUCACUCAAGGUCAGGUCUCAGUCGACACCUCACUUGCCGUUGCGAGGCGAUAUGAUGGGAUCGAAGAGCGAACCGGCCACCCCUGCUCCGGCCGAGGAUGAUCGUGAUUUCGGCUCGGAUCGACACAAGAACGUCAGAUUCGCUGGAUCUUCUGGUGACCAGGGAGCGAGGUUGGAAAGCGUCGUGCUCUUCCUCCGUGAACAAAAAGUCACCGCCGUAAGCAAAACAGCAGACGGCGAGGAAGGGAUGUACCCACCAACAGAAACCGAGACCGAAGCCGAUACGGACGCACGAGAGUAUGCCGCUUUUAGGAGGAAAAGAAACGCUGCGCUUCAGUCUCAGGACGAAGGGGAGAAGUUUGCAUUCGGGGAUAGGUCGAGCGUCGUACCCAAGGUCAGGCUCGACUUUUCGCCGAUGAGCAACUCGGGCGGGUUGAAGGACCACAAUGUAAUCCUGGAACGGGCAGAGAUGUCUUCUGCAUCGGAGCCGGUCGCUCUAAGAGGGACAAUCUUGGUCAGAAACGUCGCUUUCCAGAAAUGGGUUGCUGUUCGAUUCACCAUGGACGAUUGGCAGACCGUUUCGGAAGUGUCCGGUAUUCACCUCGUCCACAUUCCCGGCUCGACUACCGGCGAUGAAGGCUGGGAUCGAUUCAGCUUUUCGAUCAAACUCGAAGACUUCCGCCGCAAGUUGGAAGAGAAGCGGUUGAUGAUGUGCAUCCGCUUUUCGGUCGAAGGCAAGGAAUGGUGGGACUCGGGCGUCAAUGGCGGCAACUAUAACUUUACGUUCAAAAAAUACAAGCCGGUCCGCAGACAGAGGGCGAUGUUUGAAGUCGGAGGUGAUGCAGACUCGCCCCCCAUUAGGCAGGCCGCUUUAUCGACACCGCCAGUGCCAGGGAUGCGAGCUUCUGGAUUCGGUCGCGCGACAGGUUGGAAUUUCCCAGGGAUGGGCAGCCCGAGCAGUUCGCCUUCGAAAGGCGUUCUUGGUCAAUCGAACCGGCCUUCGCCUCCGGCUCCUUCCCCCGCUGCACCGAGUCCUGACACCCCAGCCUUCCGAAACACAUCGUUCCAAGCACCUGCCAUGCCGGACGUGCACGAACACCUUUCGCUCAAGGGUUAUUGUGCGCCUAGUCCCCUUUUCUUGUCGCCAUCCAAGGAAGACGUCCCCAUCGUCAAAACCCCCACCAAGGAUGAGGCGGAACCACCCCGAGGCCGUCCGCUCAGCAUCGUUUCCACCGACAAGCCUGCUAUGCUUACCCCCGAGGGUGCCCGUAGUGGCAAGGGCCACGAACGAAGACGAAGCUGGGGUGGCGAGGUCGUCGAUGACAGUCAGCCCGUGUGGACCGAGCCCACCGAAGCAAGCUCGCCUCCGGUCGCGGGUGAUGCUGGGAAUACUAGGAGCCGAAACGACAAGGUGGAUUUUCACAAGGUUGACCCCGAAGCGCCCUUGAGCCCGGCCGUCCACGGCUUAGACCUAUUUUCUCCUCCUUCUUCGGCUCUCUCCACUCCUCCCCUUGGUAACAGUUUGCAAGUCACCCCAGAGUCUCCGUUGACCGAUAGCACGUCGCCGAGCGUGACCCCGAGUCCGCCUCGUUCGAUCGUGAUCCUUCCCGAGGUGGUCAUUGAUGGGAACGAAAGGGACCGACACCUGGAAGAUCGAGCUCGGGCGAUGCAGGCGAGCGAUAACAGCGGUAUUCAUUCGCCGGGAUACAAGGAAUUCGUGGAAAAGUUUUGCUUCUUCCAGUCACGGGCUCCGAUCUCGUCUCCUGUUCAAUCCCGAUGCACGACACCCACAGGGAUGCCACCCAUACACCGUCCCUUCAACCCGUUCGGACCUGAAUACGCCAACCUCGCGACGAGCAGUCAACACACGACCCCGACCGGACAUGGACUGGCUAGCGACAACUACUUUGGCUACCAGCCGUCCUCGUGGGGCCGCCACCAUUCGGGAUCGAGCGGGGGCAGCUCGACCUCUGGCUCUGGUACCCCUAACUUUGGCGGAAGGGGUAGCUUUACGACAAAUUUUGUGACCUCUCAUUAGGAGCGACGAUGUGGAUCCAUUCCUCACAUCCGCCACACACAGGAUUCGCUCAUCUCUACCUGUCUCUCCGCUACAUGGUCUCUUCUGAAGGACGAGGCGAGACGGACCGAAUCGCGAUACACUAUCUUCCUCUCUUCGAAUCACCAGGCUGUAGCAACGAGGAUCUC
Molecule: messenger RNA, 3493 nt
Organism: Filobasidium floriforme
Lineage: Eukaryota; Fungi; Basidiomycota; Tremellomycetes; Filobasidiales; Filobasidiaceae
Product: putative phosphatase regulatory subunit-domain-containing protein
Exons: 3
Coding region: 90-3326 (1078 amino acids)
Biological process (GO): regulation of glycogen biosynthetic process
Cellular component (GO): protein phosphatase type 1 complex
Molecular function (GO): glycogen binding; protein phosphatase 1 binding
Source: RefSeq, a predicted model, not a curated record